AUGUCAUCAUCUUCUUCUUCCUUGGUUUCUACCACUGACAUCCUUGAUGGCAAUACCUUCAUUGAAUUGCUGACACCUCCGCAGCAGGCAAUGCCAGUCUGGGGGAAACAUGCUGGACAGGUCAAAUUAUCUUCACAAGGAAGACAGCAACAGUUGUUGACUGUAGUAUCGGUGGUACAGCAGCAAUCAGGUUGCUCGCAGAAACUGCCCAGAAUGGAAUCCAAAAGAGAAUCCAACAAUCCUGCAUUGGCAUCGCUUGGCUCGAGAACUUCAGACGAGGCAGUGUCAUCAUUCUUUGACGGCAAGGCCGCAGCAGAAGAAGGAGAAUAG
Seminavis robusta is the source of this 330-nucleotide messenger RNA. The record is from the annotation of a GenBank genome assembly. Lineage: Eukaryota; Bacillariophyta; Bacillariophyceae; Naviculales; Naviculaceae.